This is a messenger RNA of Aspergillus niger, 1758 nucleotides long. RefSeq lists its product as uncharacterized. Lineage: Eukaryota; Fungi; Ascomycota; Eurotiomycetes; Eurotiales; Aspergillaceae. The record is from RefSeq and is a predicted model, not a curated record. The transcript is spliced from 5 exons. Gene Ontology annotation, biological process: phenol-containing compound metabolic process. Bases 1 to 1758 code for a protein of 585 amino acids. Gene Ontology annotation, molecular function: N-acetylglucosamine-6-sulfatase activity; glycosaminoglycan binding; arylsulfatase activity.
AUGCGAAGUCUGGUGUAUCUGUUAGCCCUGGCUGGGCUUACUACGAAAUCGCUAGGGCAGCAGAAGCAGCAACAGCCGCUUUCUGCGACCGCCAAGCCCAACGUCGUCUUCAUAUUAACCGAUGAUCAAGACGCCCAUCUCGCCUCUUUGGAUUACAUGCCUUAUGUACAAAAGCACCUCCUAGACAAAGGAACACACUAUCGCAGUCAUUACUGUACAACCAGUGUCUGUUGUCCAUCGCGUGUGACCCUUUGGACGGGAAAGCUGGCCCACAAUACGAACGUCACGGAUGUCAAUCCUCCGCAUGGCGGCUAUCCAAAAUUCAUCUCUCAAGGUCUAAAUGACAAUUAUCUCCCUGUUUGGCUGCAGGAAGCGGGGUACAACACCUACUACACUGGUAAACUGUUCAACGUCCACACGGUCGACAACUACAACGCCCCCUUCCCAGCUGGGUUCACCGGCAACGACUUCCUCCUCGAUCCAUUCACAUACGACUACCUUAACAGUACCUUCCAACGAGACCACGAAAUACCCCAAAGCUACGAAGGCGAAUACAGCACUGAUGUCCUCGCACAAAAGGCAUAUCGCCUCCUCAACGAAGCAGUCACGGCCCAAAAGCCCUUCUUUCUCACGGUUGCUCCAAUUGCACCGCAUUGCAACGUUUUCAUGAAUGGAACUGGCUUAGACGCCAACCCUAAAUUCAGCUUCAGCGCACCUAUCCCCGCGAAGCGACACGAGCACCUAUUCCCAGAUGUCAAAGUUCCCCGCACCCCCUCCUUCAAUCCGGAAAUCCCUUCAGGCGCCAACUGGAUUAAGACUCUCAAGCGACAAAACGAUACUAAUGUUGACUACAACGAUCAUUUUUACCGCCAGCGUCUACGCACCCUCCAGGCCGUUGACGAGCUGGUUGAUGGCUUAUUUACACGUUUGAAGGAAUACAAUAUCCUUGACAAUACAUAUAUAGUCUAUAGUAGUGACAAUGGAUACCACAUUGGUCAACACCGACUUCAGCCAGGCAAGUCGUGUGGAUACGAGGAAGACAUCAAUGUUCCUUUGAUUAUUCGUGGUCCCGAUAUCGCGCAGAAUGUAUCUACGGAUAUUGUCACCACGCAUACGGAUCUUGCUCCCACUUUUCUCGAGCUGCUGGGUAUUCCCCUUCGAGAGGACUUCGAUGGCAACCCUAUUUCGUUGACGAGGAGCCAGAUCGAGAGGGCCCAAGAAGAGAGACAGGAACAUGUCACGGUUGAAUAUUGGAGAUAUGCGGCGGGCGAGGUUGACCUAUCGGCAUACAACAACACAUACAAAGCCCUCCGCAUCAAGGGAAUUGGAUAUAAUCUUUACUAUUCCGUUUGGUGUAACAAUGAGCAUGAACUCUAUGAUAUGACUACUGACCCUCAUCAACUUCAUAAUCUCCUUUCCGCAAUUGAACAACCCAGUGCGACCUCUCACACCAUCUUAAACGUUGAUCUUUCCAAAGUCGUUCAGCGACUCGACUCCCUUCUUCUCGUGCUCAAGUCCUGCAAGGCCCAAGUAUGCGUCAAGCCAUGGGACGCCUUGCAUCCGCGUGGGGAGGUUAUGACGUUGAAAGACGCGUUGGAUGUGCACUACGAUCAUUUCUAUGAGGUGGAGCAGACGACGCGGGUCCAGUUUAACGAGUGUGCGCGUGGAUAUUUCCUAGAUGCGGAGGGCCCGCAAUUUGACUCAGGGACAGAUUAUGAGGUUCUUCGAGAUGGUUUGCCGUGGUAUGAGUGGGUUUAA